UCUUGUUCGAGUCAAAACAGUGAACUGGAAGAUACUUUCGACUGCAACUGUGAUCUCGAAAUAGACAUUAUUAAACACUUCAGCGCCCAAUUGGAAUCACUGCAACAACUUGUGAAUCAAAGUCAGGCACAAAUUUUGAAGCUGCAAGCUGAGCAAAAGAGGUUAUGUGCUGUGUGAUACCGUUGUCCACACUGUAGUUCCGAAAUUUACAAAUUUUAAAAUUCUUCUUCCUUGCAAAAUAGUCCAAGCCGACCCACCAAUUGCAUGGAGGCAGCCGCUGGUUCACGUAAAAGUGGCAUAUAUACCAUUAAAUCUCAGCUAUUUGGGGAUGAGCCAUUUAUGGUAUGGUGUGAUGAGGAUACGGACUUUGGCGGUUGGAUUGUCAUCCAGCGACGCCUAAGUGCGGAAGUGGAUUUCUAUCGAGAUUGGCAACAAUAUAAGCAAGGAUUUGGGGAAUUGUCGGGCAAUUAUUGGAUUGGUUUGGAUAAAUUGCACGAUCUAACCGCGAGCUGUGAGCAAGAGUUGUAUAUAAAAAUGGAAGCAUCCAAUGGCACAAAGUACUAUGCAAAAUAUGAUUUAUUCGUCAUUGGUAGCGAAGAGGAAGAUUAUGUUUUGCGAACCCUUGGUAAUUACACAGGAAAUGCUCGAGACUGUUUAAGGUAUCAUGAAGGCAGUAAGUUCUCAACAUUCGAUCGCGAUAAUGCUGGUAAUUGCGCGGAAAAUUUUAGAGGAGCUUGGUGGUACAAACAGUGUUACCAGAGCAACUUGAAUGGAAACUAUUAUCAAAAACAGAAAAACGGCGAUGCUAUAACGUGGAUUGGCAUACAUAGGUAUGAGUCACUAAAGUUUGCGCAAAUGAUGAUACGCCCAACAGAGAGAUGUAUGGUGCGGCUGUCGAUGAAACAUUUCUCACCUUAAGAAGAACAACAUAAACAUAGAAAUAAACCGACUUUAUUAAGUUUUUUUGAAUAAAUUUGCACUUACAUACA
Messenger RNA from Rhagoletis pomonella (apple maggot), 989 nucleotides. Its product is annotated as ryncolin-1-like. The transcript has 2 exons. The record is from RefSeq and is a predicted model, not a curated record. Bases 265 to 918 code for a protein of 217 amino acids. NCBI's taxonomy places the organism in Eukaryota, Metazoa, Arthropoda, Insecta, Diptera, Tephritidae.